AUGGAACAAAUGAAACGACAACGGAAUAUUAGUACCGACGAUUCUGAUGAUAUGAAAAGAAAACAAUUCCAUAGUACCCGUCAACCUGAAGAUUCAUUUGAUAUUAAUUUAUGUACAAAAUCUAUUAGUUAUUUCGAAGAUUUAUCUAAUGAAAUUAUUUAUGAAAUAUUCGAAUACUUUGAUUUUGAUUAUAUCUAUGAAACUUUUUCAAAUCUUAAUCAACGAUUUGUAAAUCUUAUUAUCAAUUCAAAUCUUCCGACUAAAAUCAAUAUUUCAUCUAUGUCAAAACCAACCUUUCAACGUUAUUAUAAAGAUAUAAUUAUACCUUAUCGACAACGAAUAAAAUCACUUCGCAUAACAAAUAUACUUGCUGUCAAUAUUAUUUCAUCAUCACAAGAUAAUAUUUCAAAACUGACUGGACUUGAAACACUUAUUUUUACUAAUAUUUCAUCCUCGUAUCUUCGUAAUCUUCAAUAUUUGAUUAAUCUACCAAAACUAUCUUCAUUAACCAUCGUUUAUGAUGGUUAUACUAAGAUUGAUCAAAGUGAAGUUUAUCAUCAAAUAUUUCAACUACCAGUUUUAAAGUAUUUUAAUUUAUUAUUGGGAUGGGUUUCUAUGCCUAUAGUAUUAUCAUUACCAUUUGCUACCAAUAAAUAUAGUUCUAUUGAACAUCUUGUUAUUAAAAAUGAUGUUCAACUUGAUACACUUUAUGUUAUAUUAUCAUAUGUUCCUCAAAUCCGUCGUUUAUCGAUUUCUUUUUUAAAGAAACCUGAAAAAAAACAAAAUAUGACGUUUUCUAUUACAUUGAACAAUUUAACAUAUAUAUCACUUAAACUACGGUCUUUCGAUUUUCAUGACUUCGAACUAUUGGCUAAAGAUCUCUUCCAUGAUCUUCAAGUAUUACGACUCUGUGCUAGUAAUGAAAUAACAUACUUAGAUGCAAAUCAAUGGCAAAACUUAAUCUUGUCUCAUAUACCAAAUUUAAUAAUAUUCGAUUUUCAAUAUAAGUGUUAUGCAGAAUCUGAGAAGGAUAUGAUUUCUAUUAAUAAAAAUCUGAUAAAAAAAUUUACUUCUUCAUUUUGGAUCGAACGACAAUGGUUUUUCUCUACUCAACAUUCUUGUGGACACAGUGAAAAUGAUUUUCUUUUCUUUUUAUUAAAACCAUAUAAAAGAGCAACAUUUCUAUUAGAUGGAAUAACUGAAGAAAAAUUAAACUUUGAUUCUGUUCAUCAUAUUGACAUGGGCAAUCCAUACACAAUCAACAAGUUUGGAAAUUAUUUUCCGAAUGCUACGAAAUUAACUUUCGAAUAUUCUUGGCCUUCAUCUGACUAUUCGAUGGAUAUUAAUUUACCAUGUAUUAUUUCUUUAGAACAACUUACUGAACUAGUUGUUGAAGAUUCACCUAUACAUUUUAUGCAAUUUGUUAAAUUAUUAAGUGUUGCAGUAAAUCUUCAUAGACUAAAAUUUGAUUAUAUAUCAAUUGAUGAAAUGAAUCCUAGAACAAUUCAGGAAGAUGCAAUUUUUCAGUUGGUAUCUAAAACAAAUGUUGUCAGCAGUCUCACUUUGACCUAUGAUGGUUCAUUGAAAAUAGUUGAAUUAUUCUUUGCCUUGUGUCCACGAUUACAACAUUUGGAAGUACAUUAUCAUUUCACUGAUAUUUUACGAAGUCUAAUGGGAUUAGUUUUGUCAAAAACCAAUAACAAUAAUCAUCAUUUAUCUUCUUUGUGUUUUAUGAACGAAACUGAUGAAACGGAAGAAAACAUGAAAAUGGUAAUUAAAAAUGAUAAAUUACUUGAUGAUUAUAUAGUGGAAUGUAUUGAUAAAAAAGUAUAUAUCUGGUGGUAA
This is a messenger RNA of Adineta steineri, 1845 nucleotides long. NCBI's taxonomy places the organism in Eukaryota, Metazoa, Rotifera, Eurotatoria, Adinetida, Adinetidae. The record is from the annotation of a GenBank genome assembly.